AUGGGUCGUGAGUUGGUGCAAAGGGGCUUGAGUUUUACCAAGAGGAAGAGGAGAUGGAUACUUUUCCUGGGACUGUUUGGAUUUUCCACAUACGCUGUGUACAAAGUAUAUCACAUGCCCUCUGUAGCUAGAAAGAGGAAUAGAAUGUUGAAGCUGUUCGGAUCCUUACUUUCCGUGGCUGAAAUGGUUUCUGAUUCAUCCGAGACAAUCUCGAUAGUGUCAAAGGAUCUGAAGGGUUUUCUGAAGUCGGAUUCGGACGAAAUCCCCAAUAGUUUGAGGCAACUCUCGAAAAUCUCACGGUCUGAGGAGUUUUCCGAAUCGGUGGCUCCUGUUUGUCAGUCUAUUACGGUUGGGAUUUUGAGGGGUUAUAAUAUGAAGAGUAGCAAAGCUGAGAUUCAAGAAGCCGGAGGUUCAAAUUUUGUCAAUCAGAUUAUGGAUAAACUGAUGUCUAGUGAAGGCAUGGGUUUUGUCUCGAUCAUUGUCGGUAGUUUUGCUAGGAAUUUGGUUUUGGGCUUUCAUAGUGGAGAUGGAGACUCAAGUGGGCCCCACGAGAAAAACUCGAGCUCCCCAGCAUUUAUCGGGUUAGUGAGUAGUGUGGUGUCGGAUGAUAAAUGCAGAGUCUUGAUAGCCGAUUGCUUAAAGACAUUUGCCAGCACUGCAGUUGCAAUCUAUCUCGACAAAACCAUGACUGUCAAUUUUUACGACGAGAUUUUUUCGAGUCUGACCAAUCCCAAGCAUCAGAAUAAAGUUACCGAGAUUUUGGUCUCCAUGUGUAAUGGGGCCGUCGAGACUCUCGUGAAGACCUCACACCAGGUGCUGACAUCAUCGAAAUCGAACGACGGCUACUCAAAGAUUCACGAGGGCGAGAUUUUGAAAUCGCGGAACAAUAAAACCCAUUUGACGAAAGAUAUGAACAGUGGUUGGGUCAACAGUGUCUCGUCAACAUUGGCUGUGCCGAGAAAUCGGAAGCUUGUGCUGGAUGUGACUGGGAGAGUCACUUUCGCGACAGUUAGGUCGGUUGUUGAGUUUUUCCUGUGGAAAAUGUCGGAAGGUUUGAAGAGUAGCGUGAAUGUGGUUCACGAUGAGGUUGUCGAGAGGGGAUUUGAGGUUGUCAAAUAUGUGGGGUACAAAUCGUCCGUUAUUCUUACGGUGUGCCUCGCGUUGUUUUUGCAUAUCAUAGGAAAUACUCGUGAACUGUUGGCUGCGUGA
Striga asiatica is the source of this 1209-nucleotide messenger RNA. Lineage: Eukaryota; Viridiplantae; Streptophyta; Magnoliopsida; Lamiales; Orobanchaceae. The record is from the annotation of a GenBank genome assembly.